This is a messenger RNA of Colletotrichum orchidophilum, 1740 nucleotides long. RefSeq lists its product as uncharacterized. The record is from RefSeq and is a predicted model, not a curated record. Gene Ontology annotation, cellular component: extracellular region. The transcript is spliced from 8 exons. Bases 1 to 1740 code for a protein of 579 amino acids. NCBI's taxonomy places the organism in Eukaryota, Fungi, Ascomycota, Sordariomycetes, Glomerellales, Glomerellaceae.
AUGCAUCUCGUCUCGUUUACUAGGGUCGUUGCUCUAACGGCAGCUGUCGUUCAUGGAAGGGAACUUCCCAAGGACGAGGCUCGCGCUGCUGAACUCUAUGAUUCUGGUGUCAUACACGACAGACUCAUGUCGGCGAAGAUUGCACACUGGGAAGCCGAAGAAGCGGUCGGCCUCAUGAACUCAUCUCAGUGGCCUAGACUAGGCUACACUAAGUGUGUCGAUGGCUACGCUGAGGCUAUUCCGGAUAGCCCAUUACACAACUUCAAAUGCAAAAAUAUGGAUCUUUAUGACUUCAUCAACCACGCGGAACUAGGAUCAUCGAAUGCCGAUUACCGCGGCAAGAGUGGGAGCUCUUCCUGGGGAUGGACUGAUCCAGAUUCUGGCCGUGAGUUCAUUGUAAGCGGCAUGUUUGAUGGGUGCGCUUUUAUCGAGAUUCUGCCCGAGGGCAAGAUGCUCAACCUUGGAUUCUUACCUACGUACUCGCCCGUUGGCAAUAGGGCAUACUGGCAUGAGAUUCGUCCGUAUCAUAACUAUAUGCUCAUUGGCUCUGAACUCGAGGGGCAUGGCAUCCAAAUCUUUGACAUGAAAAAGCUUUUGGAUAUUGAUCCCAUCGAAGCAACCGUUUUGUUCACCAACGAGAAUGACUUGACCGGACAUUUCAUCGAGUCUCUCCCAUUGGGUCGCAGCCAUAAUGUUGUUGUCAAUGAGGAGGCCAAGUACGCAGUUGCUGUCGGUGUCCAGCCUCGCGCGGAGGGCUGCAUGGGCGGUCUACACUUUUUCAGUCUCGAGGACCCUGGUAACCCUGUCGCCCUGGGUUGUGAUGGUCAGGAUGGUUAUGUCCAUGACGCGCAAUGUCUUAUCUACAGAGGCCCUGAUGCCAAGUACCAGGGCCGUGACAUCUGCUAUGGAUACAACGAAGACACAUUGACUAUUUAUGAUGUUUCUGACAAGAAGAAUUCCAAGAUAAUUUCCCGCACGAGCUAUGAGGGUGCAACUUUCACGCACCAGGGCUGGGUCAAUGACGUAAAUUGGCAAGGUAAGGUGCUCCAGGCUGUCACAAGGAAAGGGAACACGGCUAACAUCCUGAUAGAAUGGCUCUUCAUGGAUGACGAGUACGAUGAGGAUGAUCUCGCGGGCCCUGCUGCUGAUGGGUACCCCGUCACGUACAUUUGGGACAUUCGAUCUCUUGAAGCCCCGAAGCAAACUGGUCUAUUCAAACACACAGUGAAGGGGAUCGAUCACAACCAAUAUGUUGUUGGCAACUUGCUUCUUCAAUCAAACUACGGCGCCGGUGUCCGAGUAUGGGAUAUUUCGUCUGUACCCGCAGAUCCUACUGGAGGAAGCGUGUGCGAAAUCGCCUAUUUUGACAUAUAUCCCGAGGAUGACUCCCUCCCUGGAGGCGGUGCCAUCCAGUUCUCCGGAACAUGGUCAUCCUACGCCUACUUCAAGUCGGGCUUCAUUUUCGUCAAUACAAUCGAGCGCGGGGCGUACUUGGUCAAAAUGACAAAGAAAGAAGCCUGCAAGCCCAAGACUUGUACUGCGGAUAACUGUCUGCGUGCCCUCAGAGCUUCCAGCGUUCCUCGUCGGUUGGAGGAAAGUGAGAAGUUCUGUGGCGAGUUCACAAAGAAUGUUAUCGCCGACGUUACGGUUGUCCCCGCGUAUGCUUCCGUGGCAUGCCCGACUAAUGUCAUCUCGCGCGUGAGCUCGGCGUGCGCGUGCUUGCCAACACCCACCGCCUGA